GCUUCUUUUUCUUUUUUUUUUGUGUGUAACACUUUGAUAUUUACAACCUCAGAUUCUAAAAAUGGCGGAAGAAUCUUUAUUACAAUCUCGUACAGAAGACUUAUCAAAUGGUUGUCCUAAUAAAUUCUCUUCACUUCUGUCUGAAAUAUCAAAUGCUUCCACUCUACCUUUUGUUCUUGCUUUCACUGCUGCUUCUUGUGGUGCCUUCAACAAUGGUUGCGCUGUUGGAUAUACGGCUCCUACACAGUCAAGUAUCGUAAAAGACUUGAAUCUAUCCAUAGCUGACGCAAGUUCUACUAUUAGUGUUUUUUUCUUCUUCUUCUCUUUCUUUCGGUUUAUUCCGGUUCGAUCGGAUUUGUUUUUGAUACAAUUAAUUGCUUUUUUUUUUUUUCUCGCUUUCCCUCAGUUUUCAUUUUUUGGAUCGAUAUUGACGGUGGGGUUAAUCCUUGGAGCAUUAGUUUGUGGGAAGUUGACAGAUUUGGUUGGUCGUGUCUACACAAUAUGGAUCACUAACAUCCUCUUCAUAAUCGGCUGGCUCGCUAUUGCAUUUGCCGAGGAUGUUUGGCUGCUCGAUGUUGGAAGGUUAUUGCAAGGGUUUGCGGGAGGAAUCAACUCAUAUUUGGGGCCUAUAUACGUUAGCGAGAUAGCACCUAAAAACUUGCGAGGAGCUGCAUCUUCUUUUGUGCAAUUAUUCAUCGGUGUUGGUAUAUCGGUCUUUUAUGCACUUGGAACAUUCGUUGAGUGGCGCAGUUUAGCCAUUUUGGGAUUUAUACCUUCUCUAGUGGUUCUGCCUCUUCUUUUCUUCGUCCCGGAAUCUCCUAGAUGGCUAGCUAAAGUCGGAAGGGGAAAGGAGGUUGAGGCAGUCUUGUUAUCCCUGAGAGGAGCAAAAACUGAUGUAUCGGAUGAAACAGCACAUAUAUUAGAAUAUACACAACAUGUUGAGGAACAAGAAGGCGUCGAUGGCCAUGGUUUCUUCAAGUUGUUCCAGCGAAAAUACGUGUUGCCACUUACUAUUGGAGCUGUUCUUAUAUCUGUACCUCAGUUUGGAGGUCUUAAUGGUUAUUCUUUUUACACUGAUACCAUUUUCACCUCAACCGGUGUAUCAAGUGACGUUGGAUUCAUAUUGACAUCUAUUGUUCAGAUGUCUGGAGGGGUUUUAGGUGUUGUGCUUGUAGAUAUAUCUGGAAGACGUUCUCUCGUACUGGUUUCUCAAGCUGGAAUGUUCUUUGGUUGCCUUGCAACAGCCAUUUCAUUCUUCUUGCAGAAAAACAAUUUCUGGGAAACAGGAACACCAACAUUGUCUCUCAUUAGUGUUAUGGUGUAUUUUGGAUCAUACGGAUUAGGCAUGGGACCGAUACCAUGGAUCAUAGCAUCAGAGAUUUAUCCAGUAGACGUGAAGGGAGCAGCAGGGACAGUUUGUAACUUGGUCUGCUCCAUAAGCUCAUGGCUCGUUUCUUACUCCUUCAACUUCUUGAUUCUGUGGAGUUCCACUGGAACAUUUCUGAUGUUUGCCACAGCGAUGUGCAUUGGAUUUGUGUUCACUGCCAAAUUUGUUCCGGAGACCAAAGGCAAAUCUCUAGAAGAGAUUCAAUCUCUUUUCACUGAUCCUCCUCCUGAAGAAAUAAAAUAAGCAAACCUCAGAAAUUAUAUUUUCAUAAAUACCUAUUUUAAUAAAUAGGUAUAUAAAUUUUAAUGCUUUGUUUCCAAUCAACUAUAUAUCAAACCGCAACUUAAAUAGUAUGAAAUUUUUUAAUUGA
Messenger RNA from Capsella rubella, 1757 nucleotides. RefSeq names its product sugar transporter ERD6-like 14. The record is from RefSeq and is a predicted model, not a curated record. Gene Ontology annotation, molecular function: sugar transmembrane transporter activity. Gene Ontology annotation, cellular component: membrane. Gene Ontology annotation, biological process: carbohydrate transport; transmembrane transport. Bases 62 to 1630 code for a protein of 522 amino acids. The transcript is spliced from 17 exons. NCBI's taxonomy places the organism in Eukaryota, Viridiplantae, Streptophyta, Magnoliopsida, Brassicales, Brassicaceae.